Molecule: messenger RNA, 280 nt
Organism: Dimorphilus gyrociliatus
Lineage: Eukaryota; Metazoa; Annelida; Polychaeta; Dinophilidae
Source: the annotation of a GenBank genome assembly
UAUGUUAAUCGCUAUGAUGGCUAAUACGUAUCAAGUUGUCUCCGAAACCCAAAAAGAAUGGCUUAGACAGUGGGCCAAAAUUAUUCUUGUAAUUGAACAAACUGUAACAACAUCCGAAAGGAAAAAACAGUUGAUCAAUUAUUCAAGACCAAUGAAAGAUGGACGAAGAGCAUUGGAAAAGGAAAAAGAAGAAAUUCAAGAACAAAAAGAGGAAAUAAAAAACAGACAUAUAUCCAUUGUCCAGAAGAAUUUAUCGGAUAGGCAAGCGAAAGCAUUAUAA